AUGGACAACGAUAAGGAUAAUGACAGUUUCUCUGACGACGGAAUUGACGAAUUGCCUCCCGGGACCCUUCUAGAACUCGAGAGGAAUGCAUACCAGGCGUCGCAGCCGCAACGCCCUGAUUCCAGAAACAGCAGUAUCCAUAUCCCUCCAAACGCCGGAAAUCCAAGCUUUGCUUCCCUGGCCCGCGGAGCUAUCUCCCGGCCUGCCAGCCGCACUCUCAGCCAUGGGCCCGUCUUGCAGGAUCCUUCACGGCUCCUGCGCCCGCCAUUGAGUUUUGGAGAUGAAGAUUUUGAAGAUUUGGACGCUGGGGUACUAGACGAUGGUUAUGGCCCGGCUCCGGUUGAAUUACAAAAUGCAAUGUUCCUACAAGAUAAGGUUAAUGAUAGACUACAUCCUGGGGCACAGGAGGUUGGGCCACGUCCAGAUCAUGGAGCAAAAAACAUUGCAAAUGGAAAUACCGCUGGUCCCGCCGGUCCCGCCGCGCAACACGCAAUGUCACUUGGGGACACUAUUGUAAUGAGUGGUGUGGAAGAGAUGGCUACAGAUGCGGUGCGGCAGGAAAACGGCGCUGAUGCGCCAGAUUCAGAUGUCUGGGCUGAAAUUGAAGCGAUGAAGGAGCAGAUUGAACAGUUAACUCGAGAACGCGAGAGAAUCGCACAAGAAUUGGCUGCUGCAAAAUCCAUGACCGAAGCUAAGGCCGGAGAAAUUGCAAUAAUUCGUGCAAAUCAAGCAAAAUUGGAAAAGGCCCAUAGCCGACAGUUGAGCACGCUACGGACACAAAUGGCGGAUGAACUUAAGAAGUACCAGGCAGAGAUCGAAGCUGCAACUAUGGACAGCAAAUUACUGACAACUGAAAACGCUUUCUUGAAACAAGACUUAAAGGACGAAACGCAAAAACUGAAUGACCUGCGGAAGGCCAGAGCAAAACUGGAGGAGAACGCUCCGCUAACGCCAAAGAAAACAAAGGUCCUCCCCCUCAGGGAUGGGUUUGAUGAUGACGAAAUCAUGCUCUCUCCUACAAAAUCUGUCGGCAGAAGGUCAAAACGAGGAACCCCUUCAGUGUCUGGAGGGCGAAAACGGAAAACGAUCGAUGACUCUCCUGUCAAAGCUCCUACUUUAGAGUUGAGCCAGUCGUUUGAAACCAACUUGGGUGACCCUAGUGAAUCAGCAGAGCUUAUGGCUGUUGAUCCUGGGCCACGGAAGCCUAACAUAGAGGACCGUAAUGUGCGAUUUAUACGGAGAAUCUUGAAUCACAAGACCUAUCCAAGUAAGGGACGAGACUUGGAGAUAUUUACCAAGCUCUCCUUUCCGUCCGACCCAGGGCGAAUGUUUUCGUCAUUUAUUCUUGAGGCAACAACCGCGAAAUCCUCUGAAAAUUACGCGGUUGAAUAUGCAAAAGCCAUAGUUUCGCUAUGGUCCCGGGCACUUAAAGAAUCCUUCUACGAUCCUAUAGCCAUGUUUAUGGCCAUCAUCAAAUAUAUCAUCAACCUAGACCCAUCAAAUAUUGUUCCACAACUAAUCGAGGACCUCCUCCCGGUACUCCUUAAAUCUGGAUACGUCAACGGUGUUGCCAGAUUCCGCAACUCCCCUGUAUCGCACCAAAAUCUUGGUCAGGUCAAGCAGACCCCCCAGUCCGAGCUCCAUCACCAGGUGAGCUCCACGGAAGCCCUCAACAUCCUCUAUAUAGCAGCCAGCAGCUGCCAAUACGAUUCUGAUGCCCAGCGCAAAUUCUGGAAAAACAUCCUUUACGACUUCAUUCUCGUGAUGCUCAACUCCAACCAACCAAUCGACGACAUAAUUAUAACCCUAAACCUCCUCUCCUACAGCAUCCUCCCAACCUCUUUCGGACCCCUCCUAUCCACCCCCGCCGAACAAACCGCCAACGAAAACUACAUAAUCGACCGGGUCGCCAACCUCCUCAGCGAGCAGCUCUACGUCGACGAAGGCGAAAAGCCCUACACCCCCUGGAAAAUCUCCACCCUCCGCAUCGAAGCCAUGUCCUUCCUAACGACCCUAGCCUUCUCCUCCCCUCACCCCUCCGCUUCCAACAACCACGCCGGCCGCCUCCUCGCCCGCCACCCGACAGCACUGGCCCGCGUCUUCCGCUCCAUCCACGACGAGCUCGAUGCGCUCUACUCAAACCCGCCAGAGCGCGAGCUGCACGUCGCCCUCGUCAAUGGCCUGACGCGGCUGGCGUACGGCAUCAUGCGUAUGUUCCGCGACGAGGUGAAUGUCGGCGCGAAGUUGCGUGUUGUGCCCGGCGCGACGCAGAAGCAUCUUGUUGCGCUGACGCGGUUGGCAUUUUGUGAGGGGCUGCUGUUGGAGGCUGGCGUUGAGGAUGAUACGGUUGAGAUGGCGCAUGAGAUGUUAGAGGAGGCGGUGAAUCCACAAGAGGCGGAGGCAUUGCUGGAGGCGUUUCGGGUGAAGAGUCUGGAGUGA
Messenger RNA from Histoplasma capsulatum G186AR, 2439 nucleotides. RefSeq lists its product as uncharacterized. Bases 1 to 2439 code for a protein of 812 amino acids. The record is from RefSeq and is a predicted model, not a curated record. NCBI's taxonomy places the organism in Eukaryota, Fungi, Ascomycota, Eurotiomycetes, Onygenales, Ajellomycetaceae. The transcript is spliced from 2 exons.